AUGUUGAGCAAGUUGUUUCCCCACAUCAGUGAAAGGCCUUUGAGCGAGCGGGUCAAGUCCCGAGAUGCCUUCAUCUACUUGGAUAGGGUGAUGUGGUCCUUUGGCUGGACAGAGCCAGAGAACAAAAGGUGGGAUCUACUUUACAAGCUGUGGUUUGUGUUCGUGAGCAUCGUAAUGCUCGUCCUUCUGCCGAUCUCAAUAAGCAUCGAGUACCUUCAGCGGUUCAAGACCUUUUCGCCGGGUGAGUUCCUUAGCUCCUUCGAGAUUGGAGUCAACAUGUACGGCAGCAGCUUCAAGUGCGCCUUUACCAUGAUGGGAUUUAGGAAGAGGCAGGAGGCUAAGAUGUUGCUGGAUCAGCUGGACAAGAGAUGCAUUCGCAACGAGGAGAGGGCCACGGUUCAUCGCUAUGUUGCCAUGUCCAACUUUUUCGAUAUUUUGUAUCACAUUUUCUACUCCAGCUUCGUGGUGAUGAACUUUCCGUACUUUCUGCUGGAGCGACGACAUGCCUGGCGCAUGUACUUUCCCUUCAUCGACUCCGAAAAGCAAUUUUACAUCUCCAGCAUCGCCGAAUGCUUCCUGAUGACGGAGGCCAUCUACAUGGAUCUCUGCACGGAUGUGUGUCCCCUGAUCUCCAUGCUCAUGGCUCGAUGCCACAUCAACCUCCUGAAAAAGCGACUGCGAAAUCUCAGAUCGGAGCCAGGAAAGUCCGAAGAAGAGUACUUGGAGGAGCUCACCAAGUGCAUUCGGGAUCAUCGCUUGAUUUUGGACUAUGUUGACGCUCUGCGCCCUGUGUUUUCGGGAACCAUUUUCGUGCAGUUCCUCUUGAUCGGCACUGUCCUGGGUCUCUCAAUGAUAAACCUCAUGUUCUUCUCGACGUUUUGGACUGGUGUCGCCACUUGCCUCUUUAUGUUCGACGUGUCCAUGGAGACUUUUCCCUUUUGCUAUUUGUGCAACAUGAUCAUCGACGACUGCCAGGAGAUGGCCGAUUGCCUCUUUCAAUCGGACUGGACUUCUGCCGACCGUCGAUACAAAUCCACCUUGGUAUACUUUCUUCACAAUCUUCAGCAACCCAUUACUCUGACGGCUGGUGGAGUUUUUCCCAUUUGCAUGCAAACAAACUUAGCUAUGGUGAAGCUGGCAUUUUCUGUGGUUACCAUAAUAAAACAAUUUAACUUGGCCGAAAGGUUUCAAUAG
This is a messenger RNA of Drosophila teissieri, 1194 nucleotides long. Its product is annotated as odorant receptor 22a. Lineage: Eukaryota; Metazoa; Arthropoda; Insecta; Diptera; Drosophilidae. The transcript has 4 exons. Gene Ontology annotation, biological process: sensory perception of smell; detection of chemical stimulus involved in sensory perception of smell. Gene Ontology annotation, cellular component: plasma membrane. The coding region runs from base 1 to 1194 and encodes 397 amino acids. The record is from RefSeq and is a predicted model, not a curated record. Gene Ontology annotation, molecular function: olfactory receptor activity; odorant binding.